CUUCUCUCGACGUUCUUAGAAAAGUGGAAUCUCUGUUCCAUCAUGGAACCGCAAGCUCCGUCGUUAACUCCGAAGCUCCGUCUGCUCUGUAGCUACGGUGGCCGGAUAACGCUCAUCCCACCGUCAAACUCCCUGGAAUACAUCGGCGGAGAGACACGCAUCGUUGCCGUUCCACGUGACAUCUCCUUUACCGCUUUCUCCCAGCUUCUCUCGGACAAGCUUCUCCAUGGCCGCUCCUUCUCCCUCAAGUACAGAAUUCCCAGCUGCGACCUCGACUCUCUCAUCACCGUCACUAACAACGAAGAACUACAAAACAUGAUCGCCGAGUAUGACUCAGCUAGUCCCCAGCGUAUCCGUCUCUUCCUCUUCCCGUUAAACUACCCCGAGUCAUCAACUCGACAUCCUCUCUCGGUUAACUUGCUUGGACUCGAACCGCCUAUACAGAAAAUAAUCUACACAUCUUCGUCUUCCGUUGUUCCCUUCCCGAUAUUCCCGCAAAAUAAUGAUACCACGACGAAGCGUGUGGAUCACGGGAAUAUCCAUGCCACGUCGGACGAGGAUCCUAUAACUUCAGCCUCUUUGAACACCGGAGUUUCGGAUAAAGAAACUGAGAGAGAAGAGAUUCAAGAACAACCACGGAGAAUAGUUAUCCAAGAGCCUUUGCAACAGCAUCAAUUUUUACCGAUAUUCUACUUACCGGUCUUGCCAAUGCAGCCACAUAUGGUGACUCGUUCAGUGAAUGGAUACGCGUUGUCUCCGGCGAUGGAAUAUUCUACUGGAGCAGAUCCGGUGCUGGAAAAUAAGGAGACGGCGACCUGAGUGGGGUUUCUAUCCAGGUCAAGUAAGCCAAUCCAUUUGAGUUUAGGAAUUAACCUUUUAAAUUAGGAUUUGAUAUUCGUUAUAGAAUACGAGUGAUGGACAUGUGCACCGAUAUCUUUUAGACUGAUGUGGUUUGUAUCGUGACGUAGCUUUGGAUUUUGAUAAAAGCUGUUAAAUACUUGGGUGGGUUAAUGACUGGAUGUAGAUUUAUAGUUUAAAUACUUGAAUUUU
This is a messenger RNA of Brassica oleracea var. oleracea, 1050 nucleotides long. RefSeq lists its product as uncharacterized. The transcript has a single exon. The coding region runs from base 43 to 819 and encodes 258 amino acids. The record is from RefSeq and is a predicted model, not a curated record. Lineage: Eukaryota; Viridiplantae; Streptophyta; Magnoliopsida; Brassicales; Brassicaceae. Gene Ontology annotation, molecular function: protein binding.